AUGAGUAUUGAAAUGAACGGAAAUCAAUCUUUUGAAGAUAAAAUAAAAGAUAUUAUAAGACAAACUUCUUCAUUUUUAACUUGUGAUAAAACUUGUAUCUCUAUAAAUGAAGGACUUAUAGGUUAAUGCUUUACAAAUGGAAAAUGUUUAAAUAUUUAAAAUGCAUAUAAUGAUGUUAGGUUUAGUUAAAAUAUUGACAAAUAAGUUAAUUAUAAAAGUAAUACUUUAUUACUUUAACCUAUUUUUGAUAAGGAAGGUUUUAAUAUUAUAGGAGUGAUAUAAUCAAUAAAUAAACUAAAUGGUUAUUUUGAUAAAGAUGAUGAAAUUAUAAUUUAAAUAAUAUCAAAACUAAUCUAAAAAGUAUAAUAAUGUGAUAAAAACAUACAUUUACAUAAAUUAAUUAAAAUGAUUAAAGAUAAUACUUAAUUAUAAAGAUUUUUUACUUUAGAAGAAUUUAUUUAUUAGGCAGAAUCAAAAUUAUAGUUAUUAUUUAAUGUUUAAAAGGGUAAAAUAUUUAUUAUUUAAAACAAUUAAAUUAUUAAAUUUAACUAUUUGAAUGAAAAAAAUUACGAGAAAUAAAUUUUUGAUAUCAAUAUGGGUAUUGUUGGAUAAACAUAUAAAUAAAAAUAGAUGUUGAAUAUAAAAAAUGCAUAUAAUAACUAAUUUUUUAAUUUAUAAAUAGAUAUAGAGUCAUAAAUGCCUAUUAUAUCAAUACCUGUUUACAAUAAU
Messenger RNA from Ichthyophthirius multifiliis, 729 nucleotides. RefSeq lists its product as hypothetical. The transcript is spliced from 3 exons. Lineage: Eukaryota; Ciliophora; Oligohymenophorea; Hymenostomatida. The annotation marks the transcript as partial. The record is from RefSeq and is a predicted model, not a curated record.